This is a messenger RNA of Nomia melanderi (Alkali bee), 2156 nucleotides long. Its product is annotated as venom serine protease 34. Lineage: Eukaryota; Metazoa; Arthropoda; Insecta; Hymenoptera; Halictidae. The record is from RefSeq and is a predicted model, not a curated record. Gene Ontology annotation, molecular function: serine-type endopeptidase activity. Gene Ontology annotation, biological process: proteolysis.
GGCGCGAAUAAAAACCCCGGAAUUCGGCGGAAACCCAGUAGACGGUUGCGCGCAUUUCUCGAAUGUCGUUCGAUUUUUCUGCAUCGGCGAGAGCACGGGCGCAUUUAUUCGAAACUAAUAAACUUGACAUUAACGGUCACCAUGAAAGGACUGUUUCUGGCACUUUGCUGGCUGACGUUGCUCCUAGGACUCAGUCACGCGGCGGAUCCGGGAUGCACCUACUACCAACAAUUAGCCCCAUCCAAUGUUUAUUACAUCUACAACCCUAACUACCCUUAUUCGUAUAGUCGCGGACAGUCGUGUCUAUGGACGAUGAAGAGUGAUUACAAAAUCAACGUGACCUGCGAGGUUGUGCUGCCGCAGAGCUUUGAUUGCCUAGCGGAUCGUCUACUGGUUCAGACCGGUGAUGGCCAGAAACAUAAAUACUGCGGCAAUGGAAAGUUCAGUCUGCUGUCUGAUGGACCUGAUUUGAGUGUGGAGUUAAUAGCACCUUUUUACACUACGGGUGGAAGAUUCCUGUGCGAAGCGAGAGCGGUCAAGAGGCCUUAUGACUCAGAGAACUGUGAAUGUGGACGAAGAAAUCCUAGCAGAAUCGUCGGUGGCACGGAUGCAGGUGUGAACGAGUUCCCUAUGAUGUGCGCUCUAGUGAAUGUGCAAACCUACGAGCCUUUCUGUGGUUGCAGUAUAAUACAUAACAAAUACGUGUUGACUGCCAGCCAUUGCAUCGGGAAGAAGAAUACCUCGGACAUCCUCAUUUUGGUCGGUGAACAUGAUUACAAGAACGGUACCGAGACGCCAUUCGCUGCAAUUUACGGAAUUGGAAAGAUAAUCAUUCAUCCAGACUACAACGCUAAGACUCGCAUGAACGACAUAACCGUCCUGCGUUUAAUUUCCGACAUCAAGUACAACCAGGCAGUCGGCCCAGUUUGUCUGCCGUUCCAACAUUCGCCGGACACCUUCGGAGGCGAUUUGGUUGAAUUAUUGGGUUGGGGUGCCGUGGAGUACGCCGGCGAGCCGUCGACCACCCUUCAAAAGGUCACUUUGAGCGUGCAGACGAACCUCCAGUGUCAGAAGAAUUAUCCAGGUGUAUCCGUCAAUCAAUUGUGCACUUACGCCCCGGACAAAGAUUCCUGCGCGAUGGAUAGCGGUGGACCCGUUCUAUGGCAGAAUCCGACAACCGAGAACCUCGUGCUAACGGGAAUCAUUAGUUACGGGAUUGGUUGCGCGGUGGUGGGCAGCGUGAAUACCAGAGUCGGCGCUUACAUAGACUGGAUUACCUCUGUCACCCCAGAUGCCACUUACUGCGUCGUCGAAUGAGAACGCUACAUGAUCGGCUCGGCUCGAGUGGAUCCGAGCCGCUAUCGAAAUCGCGGCAGGUCGUGCCAGUAAUUCCGCUGACGGUGCAGUUCGUGUUUUCACAAGCGCAUUCUCCAGUCCAGCCUGGCCAGCCUGACCGCCUAUAUAUUUGCUCAAAAACACGGAAUAGUACAAAUAUUACUUAGCUUAUACGUUAUCAUUGUUAAACCGUAUUCUUUGCUCAAUAUUCAAGUAUAAUAACUAGCGUAGGGGUUGAACGAAUGAUCUAGAAAUAAUCUAACGCUCUAACUAUCAAGUGAGUCAAAGUUAACGCUAGAUUUACUGACACUUAUUUUACACUUUAUUCUAUCGUUUCCAGAAGACUGCAUGUUUGUUUAUAUAGAUCGCAGAAAUUAGUGUUUUAAGAACAGAGCAUUCUAAAGUGUAUUCGUAAAUAUAAUAUCCGCCAAAUUGGCAGGUUCUAUGAAUCUGGUGUUAACCGUCCUUGGUUUCUUCUUACUGAAUUAUUGAAAGAACACAGAAGCUUCUCUUGGGAUUUAUUAAGUAAACAAAUUAAUCUCGGCAAGACUGCUCUUGAAGUUUCUAAAGAACGAUGAAGGAAAGACGAUUUCGCAACUUGAUAGUUUCAGCGUGAAAUAGAGCUAAGACUGGGGAGAAGAUUAAUUUUACUUUCGACGAAAAAUACAACGAGAGACUGUGUAUAUACCGAGUGACUCGAACGUAACUGUCUCGACGACACUUGUCUAUCGCGUCUGCUUCGAAUUUGACGAAGCCCUUCCUCUGUAACUUCAAUCGUAUGUACGCGAACGUACCUGGAAUACACAUGCAACGGCACGUUA